Molecule: messenger RNA, 2643 nt
Organism: Zasmidium cellare ATCC 36951
Lineage: Eukaryota; Fungi; Ascomycota; Dothideomycetes; Mycosphaerellales; Mycosphaerellaceae
Product: glycoside hydrolase family 92 protein
Exons: 2
Coding region: 1-2643 (880 amino acids)
Biological process (GO): glycoprotein catabolic process; protein deglycosylation; carbohydrate metabolic process
Cellular component (GO): nucleus; cytosol
Molecular function (GO): peptide-N4-(N-acetyl-beta-glucosaminyl)asparagine amidase activity; carbohydrate binding
Source: RefSeq, a predicted model, not a curated record
AUGGCUCCCUGCCUCCUCUCCCACUCCACGACCCAACGCCUCCUCACCCUCUCCCUCACAAUGGGCGUUUUUCUCCUCGUAGGAUCCUGGCUCGUCGUCGCUGGUGGGUUUGGAGAGGUUUUUGCUUGGGAUUGGAAUGGUGGUGGUGGAUCGGGAUGGGGUUGGGGCUGGGGAGUAAAGAAUGGGAGUGCGAGUGCGAGUGGGGGUGGGAGUGCAAAUUGGCAUGAUAAUGUGGGUGUCUUGGAGUUUGUGAAUCCGAAGAUUGGCACGUAUGGGAUCACGCCGAAUGGGAAUGGGGGUAUGGUGCCUAGUGUGGGCAUGCCGUUUGGGAUGACGAGGUGGACGGCUCAGACACGAGAGAACUUCAUCUCCCAAGCGCCCUACAACGACCUGGACACAUCCAUCCACGGCUUCCAAGCGACGCACCAGCCGGCGAUUUGGAUGGGGGAGAGCGGACAGGUGGUGGUGAAUCCGGGGGUUGGGGAGGUUAAAGCGCUAUUUGAGGAGCGGGCGCAUAGGUUCGGGAAGGCGGAGGAGAGGAGUGAGGCGUAUGUUUAUGAGGUGAGGAUGGAGGCGGAGACGACGGAGGCCGGGGCGAAUUUGACGGAGAGUAUUUAUUCUCCGGUUCCUGGGGGCGCGCAGCCUGUGCCGGAGGUGGUGAUGGAGGGGGCGAAUGGACGGGAUAGGAGGAGGUGGGAUGGGGGUGUGGGUGUGCGUUCGAGUGGUAAGGCUGAGGAGGAGGAGGAUGAAUUCUCGAUCUUGCCUGUACACGACGUCCAGAAGGCCGUGAGCAAGAAUGAGAUCACGGUGGCUAUGACGGCCAGCUCCCACGUCGGACAUAUGCGGUUCGAUUUCGACGAUUCGAGGGAUCCUUACGUCUUGAUCCAGGCGACGAGGAAGAAUUGGACGGGACAUAUUGAGAUUGAUCCUUCGAGGAGGGAGAUCUCUGGGAGUAAUAAUCAACGACAGGAUUAUCUGCUCGGUCCGUUGAAAGCGCCUGGGUUCUCGGGGUACUUCGUCUCGAGGUUCUCGGAGCCGUUCGAGUCGUUUGGUGUUGCUAAUGGAGGAGAAUUGAAGAAAGGGGCGAAGACUGGGAAAGGCGAGGAACUGAGUGCGUACGUGACGUUCUCAAAUGCCCGAAGAGUAGAGAUGAGGACUGGAGUCUCGUUCGUGAGCGUGGAGCAGGCGCGGAAGAAUCUGGACAUCGAAGCCCCCCAAUCCCUAUCCUUCGACCAAGCCGUCGAAAAUUUGAAGCAAGCAUGGCUGGAAAAGCUGGGCAGAGUCACGAUCGAAGGCUACAAUCAGACGGACGCAGACCACGACCCACGCACAAUCUGGUACACAGGCCUCUUCCACGCCCUGCAAUAUCCCUCAGAUUUCUCAGAACCCACGUCGAAGAACCCCAAUUCGCCACGGACGUUUUACUCGGGAUACACGGAUAGCGUGCACGUCUCUCCAGAUGUGUAUUAUCAAUCCUGGUCGAUCUGGGAUACGUUCCGGGCGGAGCAUAGCUUGUUGACGCUCUUCGCCCCGGAGCGCGUCAAUGGUAUGAUGCGUUCGCUGGUGCAGAUUUAUGAAUGGGCGGGACGAUUGCCCAUGUGGGCGAACGUCGUGGAGACGAAUAUCAUGAUUGGGACGCAUGUUGAUGCUGUGAUUGCGAAUGCUCUUGCGAGGGGGUUUAAGUCUUUUGAUGUGGGCAAGGCGUGGGAGGGGGUCAGGAAGAAUGCGUACGUUCCUCCUAUCAAUGAUACGGAAUUGCUGUAUUAUGACCGUGAGGGCGAGACACCGGAUGAAGUAAGAGCUGGUUUGACGACGUAUCUGGAGAAGGGGUACGUAGCGAAUGAUCGGUGGAGCGAGAGUGGAAGUCGAACGCUGGACUACGCCUUCGACGACCACGCCGCAGCCGUCGUAGCAGAGCACGCAGGCGACAAUGCCACCGCCCAGGAACUUUACAACCGCAGCAUGAACUACGACAAAAUCUACAACCACGACACAGGCUUCAUGGAAGCGAAGAACGACAACGGCACCUGGGCGGGCUCCGAACAAGGCUGGGCCGAGGGCGACGACUGGAUCUACACCUUCAACGUCAUGCACGACCCGCUCGGCCUCGCGAACCUCAUGGGCGGGAAAGACAAGAUGAAGGCGAAGCUGGACGAGUACUUCCAAGGCGGCCAUAACGACCACUCGAACGAACCCUCGCAUCACGCUCCGUACUUGUACUCUGUGAUCGGAUAUCCCGCCUCGACGCAGAACUUGACGAGGGAGAUUGCGUAUGCGAAUUAUAAUGCUACGUCGGCGGGACUGAGUGGGAAUGAAGAUCUCGGACAGAUGAGUGCGUGGUAUGUCUUCUCUGCGCUGGGGUUCUACCCCGUCAAUCCGGCGGGUGAUGAGUAUGUCGUGGGGAGUCCGUGGUUUGAGAAGGUCGUGUUGAGGUUUCCCAAGGGCGUGGCGACGGGGGGUGUUGGGGGAGAGGAGCAUACGUUGACUAUUGAGGCGCCUGGAGCAGUGGAGAAGCCUUAUGUGAAGGGGUUGUCGGUUGAUGGAAGGGAGGUGAGGAGUCCGGUGUUGAGGCAUGGGGAGAUUGUGGGGAGUGCGAGGAUUGUGUUUGAGAUGAGUGGGACGCCGAGUAGUUGGGGCGAGUAG